AUAAGCGAAAGCAAAGCCAGGUCACUCGAGUUCACGUGGGGAAAGCGGGGGUGCGGGAAGAAGACCAUCUUGAACUCGCCUCUCUCCCUCUCCUUCUUUCUUUGAGGGAAAGGGGCGAUCGGGCGAGGCGAUUGAGCGCCUUCGGCCCUCGAUGUCACGGGCUUGAUCCGAGGUUCGUGCUUUCAGGAUCGUAUCUGUGUCAACCCUAGGUGAUCGGGACCAUGGAAUCGUUGGCGCCGCAGCCAUUUGAUAUCUUCGAGGUCUUCUCCAGGUACUCUGAUAUAAUGUCCAAUAGUCAGCCAUCUGGAGGAAAGACAAGAUUAGCUGCAUUUUCCAAAUCGUUGGAAUCUAGAGGUCAAUCAGGGAGUACGAUAUUUGAUGAGAUUGGCAAGCGUAUGUCAAGUCUAGAUUUGUCUGGAAAUUCCCAUCAGUUCAAUUUGAUUUAUGAUUUUGUCUUCUUCAUUUGUCGUGGAGAUGGGCAGAAGAAUCUCACUGUAAAUAGGGCGAUAGCAGGAUAGAGGUUAGUUUUGAGGGGAAGGUUUCGCUUGCUGUGCCAGUGGUGUAAUUUUGUUGAGAAUCAAUAAAUCAAGUGGUCAGCAUGGCAGCGCUGAGGAUUUUACUUCUGCUGAUGCAGACAGACAAUCUGGCAUCUCUGAAUCUUUCAGUCGUAAUAACCCCAAUUUUUAAGCAGAAUUCAGAUGUUUAGCAAAAAUAGAUUGAAUUUGCAUUCCGGCUCCAGGAGGAAAUCAAAAUAUUUAGAGGUUUCUACAAGGUCAGAUUAUAACUAUUUGGUGAGACCUAAGAGAAUAAAGCAUACCUCUUUUACUGGUAACCUUGGUCUUCUGGAUUCUGGUCUGUCUGUUGGUAUGAGUAAUGGUACAUUGGACAACCAAAAUGGCACAAGUAAACACAGUGCACAUAAUUGUAUUCAUACUUUGGCUUGUGCAGUGGGCGAGAAACUGUUCAAAACUUCAGCAGGAUCCAUCUUGUUAGGUUGCAGUUUUCAUUUUGAUCCAAAAGCCAGUUACAUAUGAGAUCAUUUUCUUGAUUUAAUCGUAUACCAUAUUACUUUGUACUCUAUGUUGAUUUUUUUUUGUAAAUUUAUUUAUGGUGUAAACAUCUGUUUGCGUGGUUGUAAUUAAUGUCUGAAGAACAGAGGCACAAUUUAUUAGAACUCCCUAAAACUAGUUUAUUUAUCUGCACCAUGCCGUUCAUGCCUGGAUAACAGAAUGGGUUAAGACAUAUUGAAACUACACAACUAUUUUAUAUUAAAGAUAGAUGUUAGAAACCCAUUUUAUAUUCUGGGCCAGCCCAACCCACAUGCACGUUUUGCAGCUUUAGGGCUUGAUGUAUUUGUCCUCCAAUUCAACCUUUGUUUCCCUUCGAAUGAGCAAUGUCUAUGCUAGUGCUUCCUUAAAUUCUCCUCUCCCAAGGAUUUACAAGCCACACUCCUCGAUGAUUGCCUUGCCUUCCCCAUCUGCCACGGUAGGUUUUCCUGCAUUGCAAGCACUUUUUACAGUGUAAAUUUGUAUGUUUGUGUGAAAUUUUAGUCGAGCAGUGCCUUGUUAGCGAGGAAUUUUUGGGAUUGAAGCAAGGAAUAACGCUCAGGAAGGGAGUGCCAAGAUAAGCAAUUGGAGGAUGCAGAGAAAGUACAAUGGUUCUGCUAGGAAGCCUAGUCUCUCUGGGGUCUGCUCCAACAUAAAAUUGUAUGCAAUGCUGGUCGAUAAUCAAAACAAGAAGACUCUUCUACGGUAGCAAAUUGCAGAAAUCGAUUCAGGAAGAUCCUCCAUGUACCAACAUUAAAGCUGCUCCAAAGAUUGGAGAAGACGGUUUGAAGAGCAGAGAAGGUGCUGGUGGAAUUAAUUAUUGAUCAAAACGCUCCAAGCGUGCAAAGAUUUGAACAUAUCUGAAAUAUCUUCUUAUGCUCGUAAUGGUCGCAUGCAUAUUACUUGGAGGGACAGCUAAUUCAAACAAAAAGAUUACAUUUUCUGCCUCAGUUCCAUCAGAGAUCAAGCUCCAGGAAGAGGAAUUAAGAAGAAGAUGGGAAGGCCACCUUGCUGCGACAAAGAUGGUGUGAAGAAGGGACCUUGGACACCAGAAGAGGACAUCCUCUUGGUCUCUUACAUUCAACAGCAUGGUCCAGGCAAUUGGAGGGCUGUUCCUACCAACACUGGUCUGUUGAGAUGCAGCAAGAGCUGCAGGCUUCGGUGGACUAAUUAUCUGAGGCCGGGGAUCAAGCGUGGCAACUUCACUGAUCAAGAGGAGAGGCUCAUCAUCCACUUACAGGCCCUUCUAGGCAACAGGUGGGCAACCAUAGCUUCUUAUCUACCGGAAAGAACAGACAACGAUGUCAAAAACUACUGGAACACGCACUUGAAAAAGAGACUCGAAAAUAAGCUUGCAGGAGGGCAUGAUUCGGUGCUCGCUCACCACCCCACGCCUAAGUCCAAGGGUCAGUGGGAGAUGUGCGUCCAGGCCGACCCCCAAUUGGCGAAGCGAGCACUCUCAGAGGCCUUGUUGGAGAAGAACUCCUCUAGUGAUGCCGCGAACAAUUAUGCAGCAAGCGCCAAGAACAUAGCGCGGCUUCUGGAGGGGUGGAUGAAGAGUAACAAUAGCAGCAGCAACAACGCUAUGCUAAACUCUAGAUCGCCAAAUUCUGCAUUGCUGAGCCAGAUAAGUGCAAGCAGUACCUCCAACUACUUGGCGUCACUGGAGUCACUCGGCUCGUUUGGAUUGGAGGAUCAAGCGACUUCUGUGCAGGAGGGAUCGCCGGGGACAGCCCACAUGCCGCCAUUAGAGCUGCUGAAGUCGUGGCUGCUUGAUGCAAAUGUUGGUGACGAAGAGCACCAAGAAAGUUUCCUCAGCAUUGUGAUGGAUCAAACUAACUAAAUCUAAAUGAUCGGAAUACUAGUUUUAAUCUGUAUCGAAGCAAAAUCUGAAGUUGAGAUUUUGACGACUUGUCAAAAGAGAAAUUUUUAUAGCUUUGAUUUGGAUCUUAAUUUGUUUCAUGCGUCAACACGAAUAUUCUUGAAAACAUUUGUAAGGAUCAUAUUGAGAAGUUGAUUUAAUAAA
Molecule: messenger RNA, 3072 nt
Organism: Zingiber officinale
Lineage: Eukaryota; Viridiplantae; Streptophyta; Magnoliopsida; Zingiberales; Zingiberaceae
Product: myb-related protein 306-like
Exons: 13
Coding region: 2041-2889 (282 amino acids)
Biological process (GO): response to auxin
Source: RefSeq, a predicted model, not a curated record